Messenger RNA from Boleophthalmus pectinirostris (great blue-spotted mudskipper), 1020 nucleotides. It is a transcript of the gene anxa5a, whose product is annotated as annexin A5a. The record is from RefSeq and is a predicted model, not a curated record. Gene Ontology annotation, biological process: negative regulation of coagulation. NCBI's taxonomy places the organism in Eukaryota, Metazoa, Chordata, Actinopteri, Gobiiformes, Gobiidae. Bases 12 to 962 code for a protein of 316 amino acids. Gene Ontology annotation, cellular component: cytoplasm. Gene Ontology annotation, molecular function: calcium ion binding; calcium-dependent phospholipid binding. The transcript is spliced from 12 exons.
UCUGGAAGAAAAUGGCUUACCGAGGCAGCGUGAAACCAUACGUCAACUUCAACGCAAAACAUGAUGCUGAAAUCCUGCAUAAGGCCAUGAAGGGAAUCGGCACGGAUGAAGAUGCCAUCCUGAUGCUGCUGACAGCGCGCAAUAAUGAUCAGCGCCAGCAAAUUAAGACGGCCUACAAAAAGGCAUAUGGAAAGGACCUGGUGAGUGCCCUCAAAUCUGAACUGGGCGGACUCUUCGAGGAUCUUAUAGUGGCUCUGAUGACCCCACCCACUCUCUACGAUGCUACUCUGCUGCACAAGGCCCUUAAGGGCGCUGGGACUAAUGACGAUGUGCUGAUCGAAAUCCUGGCCUCCAGAACUGCAGACGAAAUCAAAGAUAUAAUCAAAGUGUACAAGAAAGAGUUCAGCAACAAACUGGAGAAAGAUAUAUGCGGUGACACGUCGGGACACUACCAGAAGCUCCUGGUGAUCCUGCUGCAGGCGAGCAGGGAGGAAGAUGUGGAUGAAGGAAAAAUUGAGAAAGAUGCUAAGGACUUGUACGCUGCCGGUGAGGGGAAGUUUGGCACAGAUGAGGAAAAAUUCAUCAACAUCCUUGGAAACCGCAGCCCCGAGCAUCUGCUAAAAGUCUUUGCCGCCUACAAGAAGAUUGCCGGCUGUGAUAUUGAGGAGAGCAUCGAAGGCGAGACCACAGGGAAUUUGGAGAAUUUGCUUCUUGCUGUUGUGAAAUGCAUCAAAAGUACUCCAGCCUUUUUUGCUGAAGUCCUGUAUCACUCAAUGAGGCGUGCAGGAACUGAUGAUGACACCUUAAUGCGGGUAAUGGUGUCCAGAAGCGAAGUGGACAUGCUGGACAUCCGGGCAGCAUUCAAGAAGAAGUACGGAGCAUCCCUGUACACCACUAUUCAGGAGGACACAGCGGGCGACUACCAGAAGGCUCUGCUGUACCUGUGCGGGGGCCAGGAUUAAUGGGCAGCUCUGAGCGAUGACCCACCCGCAAACUGCUCCCAGACAAAGCUACUCCCAG